UUCUGCUGAGAGAUCUGCUGUUAGUCUGAUGGGCUUCCCUUUGUGAGUAACCUGACCUUUCUCUCUGGCUGCCCUUAACAUUGUUUUCCUUCAAUUCAAUCUUGGUAAAUCUGACAAUUAUGUGUCUUGGGGUUGCUCUUCUCAAGGAAUAUCUUUAUGGUGUUCUCUGUAUUUCCUGAAUUUGAAUGUUGGCCUGCCUUGCUAGGUUGGGGAAAUUCUCCUGGAUAAUAUCCUGAAGAGUGUUUUCCAACUUGGUUCCAUUCUCCCUGUCACUUUCAGUUUCACCAAUCAAACGUAGAUUUGGUCUUUUCACCUAGUCCCAUAUUUCUUGGAGGCUUUGUUCAUUUCUGUUUACUCUUUUUUCUCUAAACUUCUCCUCUUGCUUUAUUUCAUUCAUUUGAUCUUCAGUCACUGAUACCCUUUCUUCCACUUGAUCAAAUCGGCUACUGAAGCUUGUACAUGCAUCAUGUAGUUCUUGCGCCAUGGUUUUCAGCUCCAUCAGGUCAUUUAAGUUCUUUUCUACACUGUUUAUUCUAGUUAGCUAUUCGUCUAAUCUUUUUUCAAGGUUUUUAGCUUCCUUGCGAUAGGUUCAAACAUCCUCAUUUAGCUUGGAGAAGUUUCUUAUUCCUGACCUUCUGAAGCCUACUUCUGUCAACUUGUCAAAAUCAUUGUCUGUCCAGCUUUGUUCUGUUACUGGCGAGGAGCUGCAAUCCUUUGGAGGAGAAGAGGUGCUCUGGUUUUUAGAAUUUUCAGCUUUUCUAUUCUGGUUUCUCCCCAUCUUUGUGGUUUUUAUCUACCUUUGGUCUUUGAUGUUGGUGACCUACAGAUGGGGUUUUGGUGUGGAUAUCCUUUUUGUUGAUGUUGAUCCUAUUCCUUUCCGUUUGUUGGUUUUCCUUUUAACAGUCAGAUCCCUUAGCUGCAGGUGUGUUGGAGUUUGCUGGAGGUCUACUCCAGACCGUGUUUCCCUGGGGAUCACCAGCAGAGGCUGCAGAACAACAAAGAUUGCAGAACAGCAAAUAUUUCUGCCUGAUCCUUCUGGAAGCUUUGUUCCAGAGGGGCACCUGCCUGUAUGAGGUGUCAAUCAGCCCCCUACUGGAAGGUGUCUCCAGUUAGGCUACACAGGGGUCAGGGACCCACUUGAGGAGGUAGUCUGUCCGUUCUCAGAGCUCAAACACCAUGCUGGGAGAACCACUGCUCUCUUCACAGCUGUGAGACGGGGACGUUUAAGUCUGCAGAAGUUUCUGCUGCCUUUUCUUCAGUUAUGCCCUGCCCCCAGACGUGGAGUCUACAGAGGCAGCAGGCCUUGGUGAGCUGUGGUGCGCUCUGCCCAGUUCAAGCUUCCCUGACUGCUUUGUUUACCUACUCAAGCCUCAGCAAUGGUGGACGCCCCUCCCCCUGCCAGGUUGCUGCCUCACAGAUCCUUCUCAGACUGCUGUGCUGGCAGUGAGCAAGGCUCCAUAGGCGUAGGACCUAUCCAGCCAUGCAGGGGAUAUAAUCUCCUGGUGUGCCGUUUGCUAAGACCAUUGGAAAAGUACAGUAUUUAGGCAGGAGUGUCCUGUUUUUCCAGGUAUGGUCUGUCACAGUUUCCCUUGGCUAGGAAAGGGAAAUCCCUCGACCCCUGCACUUCCUGGGUGAGGCAACGCCUCGCCCUGCUUCGGCUCGCCCUCCAUGGGCUGCACCCACUGUCCAACCCAUCCCAAUGAGAUGAACCAGGUACCUCAGUUGGAAAUGCAGAAAUCACCCAUCUUCUGCGUUGAUCACAGUGGGAGCUGUAGACCAGAGCUGUUCCUAUUCGGCCAUCUUGGAAUGGGAUCCUGUGUUGUUUUUUUUUAAUUGUUUACUUUUUGUCCCUCAAACUAGCUAAUCUCAAUCAAUCUUCAGGUUUACUAUUUCUUCUGCCUGCUCAAAACUGCAGUUGAGCCGCUGUAGUGAAGUUUUCAUUUUAGUUAUUAUGCUUUUUAACUCCAGAAUUGCUAUUUAAUUUAAAAAAAUAAUUUAUGUAUCACUAAGGUUUGAAUGUGUCUCCCAAAAGUUUAUGUGCUGGAAAGUUAAUUGUCAUUGUAACAGUAUUAAGAGUUAGGACCUUUAAGAGGUGAUUAGGUCAUAAGAGCUCUGCCCUCAUGAAUAUAUUAAUGCUAUUAUCAUGGUUUAGUUAUUACAGCCUUGGGGCUCCUGAUAAAAUGAUGAGUUUGGCCUGGUUUCCUCACUCUCUCUUGCAUGCUUGCUUACCAUGUGAUGCCUUCCACCAUGAGAUGAUAUUCACCAGGUGCUAGUGCCAUGCUCUUCGACUUCCUAGUCUCUAGAACCAUGAGCCAAAUAAGCUUCUGUUCUUUAGAAAUUAUUCAGCCUGUGGUAUUCUGUUAUAGCAGCAGAAAAUGGACUAAAACAUAUAUAUUUAUUGAUCAUCUAUAUUUGGUGUAAUAUAAUAUAUUUAUACCUUUAUACUUUCUUUUAGUUCUUUUCUUUUCUUUCUUUUUUUUUUUCUUUUUUUUUUUUUUGGAGAUAGCUUCUUGCUUUGUCACCCAAGCUGGAGUGUAGUAGUGUGAUCAUAGCUCACUGAAGCCUCAAACUCCUGAGCUCAAGUAAUCCUCCCACCUUAGUCUCCCAAGUAGCUCAGACCAUAUGUGCAUGCCACCAUGCCUGGCUGAUUCUUUACAUUACUAGAGAUAGGGUCUAGCUCUGUUGCCAAGGCUGGUCUUGAACUCCUGGGAUCAAGCAGUUCUUCCCCCUCAGCUUCCCAAAGUGCUGGGUUUAUAGGCGUGAGCCACCAUGCCCAGCCUCUUUUAGUUCUUUAGACAUGGUUUCUUUCAGCACUUUGAACAUAUUUAAAACGGUUCAUUUAAAGUCUUUGUCUAGUAAGUUCAACAUUUGGGCCUCCUUAGGGCAGUUUCCACUGAUUACUUUGUUUUCCUUCUGUAUGGGCCAUGUUUGCUUGUUUUCUUUCCCAUAUCUCAUAAUUUUUUGUUGAAAAUUGGACAUUUUAUAUGUGGCAACUCUGGAAAUAAGAUACUCUCCCCUCCCCAGGGUGUUUUGUUGCUGCUGGUUGUAGUGGUAGUAGUUUGGUGACCUUUCUGAACUACUUGUCUGAAGACUAUAAUCUAUAUUGUUUGUGACCAUUGAAGUGUCUACUUGUUUAUCUUGGUGGUCAGCUAAUGAUUGGAAAAGAUUUCCUCCAAUGCCUAGAAGCAAUAAAUCACCCAUUCUUUGCCAAGGAACUCUACGUGCAUGUUGGGCUACACUUGCAACACUAAGCAAGGUGGUUGACAACUUACCUUAGCCUUCACUUCCUGCUUGUGCAGAGCUUCCAGGUCAGCCAGAGAUUAGAGUUUAGGAGCUUCUCAAGUCUUUCCUGUGCAUGCAUAUAGCCCUAUGUGUGUGUGUAGCUUCCUAGAUUCCUAGGAAUAUGUUGGAGUUUUUCAAAGCCCCUACAGAGAUCUAAUUUUCCAGCUUUUUCUUUUAAACUUUUUGGUUAGUCUGUUGUUGCUCCAAGUGUUAUCAACUGCCUUGGGCAACUGUGAAGUUAAAACACCUGCUUGUAAUUAUUUUCAACAAUUACAAAUCCCUGGGAAGGAGGCAUUUUGUACUGGCAAGCCCUGAGUUAGGCCAAAUACAGACUGACUUAUAAGUGGGUUAUUCCAGGGAACCACUAGAUGGUAAAAUAAUGACAGUUCUUGGGAAUGAACAUUUGAAAGAGCCCUAGCUCCAUUUUCCUUUCUCCAGUAGCUGUUAAGCUGCACCAGGAUUGUGGGUUAUUACUUUUCACGAUUAUUUUUAUUGUGGAGAUAAGGGAGUCAGAGAUGGGACUAAGGCAAGUUAAAAUGCCACGAAGCUUGUUGUUCUUACUGAUAUUCAUUCAUUCACACAUGCAUGCUUUUUGGGUUACUGCAAGCCUUUAGUUAAUAUCUAGAGUUAUGAAAAAGUUUAUUCUGAUUUUUUUUGCCAUUUUUUCAUUGCUUUUGUGGAUGAGAAAAAUUUUGGAGAUCCUUAAUCUGCCAUUUUUGCUGAUGGUAUUCCACAGCUCAACUUUUAAAUAUAAUUUUUUAGUCUUCAUCUUAUUUGAAAAUUUUGAGCCAUUUGGCUUUUGACCAAUCUUCCCUUCAAGAAAUGACCUCCUUGCUGCCUUUAUGGACACCGUUUCCAUUCUUCAGUCCACUGAAGACUUCCUCUGAUUAUCCUUUAGAAGUUAAUGUUAUUCAGAAUUCUUUUCUUGGUUCUCUUGUUUCCAUUCUACAUAUCCUUCCUGGAUGAUCUCACCUAUAUGCAUGACUUCAGGUGCCUUUUCUAUGAAGUAACUCUCUUUCUCUCUCUCUCUCUUUUUUUUUUUUUUUUUUUUUGAGACUGGGUCUCACUGUGUCACUCAGGCUGGAGUCCAGUGGCAUGAUCACAACUCACUGCAGGCUUGACCUCCUGGGCUCAGGUGAUCCUCCUAUGUCAGCCUCCUGAGUAGCUGGGACUACAGGUGUGUCACCACGCCUAGCUAAUUUUUGUACUUUUUGUAGAGACGGGGUCUUGCCAUAGUGCCCUGACUGGUCUCAAACUCUUGGGCGCAAGCAGUCCACCAGCCUCUGCCUCCCAAAGUGCUAGGAUUACAGUCAUGAGCCACUGUGCCCGGCCUCUGUGAAAUAACUCUUAAAUUCAUGUUUUCUACCUAGAUUUCUCCUUGUCUCUGGUCCUAAAUAUCCACUACCUCUUACAACUCCAUUUUGGUGUAAUUAAGACAAAGCAAACUUGGCACAUCCCAAACUGAACUGGUUAUUUUACUCCAGAUCUGUUCUUCCUCCUGUCUUUACUGUCUCAGUAAAUGGCUGCUAUCUAUCUCAGUUUUCAAUGUAUUGACUUUUCUCUUUCCCUCAUCAGGUCAUAACUGAUUAGUUACCAAGUUCUAUCACUAUACAUCUUAAAUACCUCUAGAAUUUGUCUACUUUUCCCAUCCCUGAUUCUGCUUUCCUAGUUAAGGCCACAAUUUCAUCUUGCUUAAAACAAUUGUAAUGAUUUGCUGCUUUACAUCUCCUGCCUUGUCCUGCCUUCUAUACAUUCUCUAUACUGAAGGUAGAAUGUGCUUUCCAAAAAGCACAUCUUAUUAUGUCAUUCUCUCACCUGAUAAACAGUGACUAACAACAUAAACACCAUCUCUGCCUUCAGGGAGCUUUGGGUAUAGUGAAGGAUACAGACAAGGAGGUGACCAAGUACAAUUCAGAGUAUGAUAUAGUAAGUGUACAUAGGAGAGGCAGAGACUCAACCAAGACUCAAGAUUUUAAGAGAAUUUCAGGGGAGAUGAUGUCUAAGCUAAGAUUUGCAGGAAGAGUAGGAAUUAUACAGAUGAAGAGAGGAAUGGGAAAGAGUGUUCCAGGCUGAGAGUACACAUAAGAAGGCCUAGAGAAAGCACUGGAUUCCAGGAAAUGAAAGAAGUUCUGUAUGUUGGCAAAUUUUGUUAAGGAAGUAGUAUGAGUUAAGCCUGAAGAAGUAAGCUGAGACCAUAUCACACAGGCUCCUGUAUGUCAUGUUAAGGGAUCACUUUAAUCUCAGUGCUUUUGGGAGCCACUGAAGUGGUUUUUGUUGGGAAGAAAUAUGAUCAGAUUUGCAUAUUAGAAAGAGUAUUCUGGCUAGAGUAUGGAGAAAGCUUUGAGAGUAUGGAGAUCAGAUGGCUUAGUUGGAGUCAGGUUGACCAGUUAGGAAACUCUUGCAGUAAUCCAGGCAAGAGAUGAUAGUGGUGUGGACUAGGAUUGUGAUAUUUGGAAUAGAGAAAACUGAUGGAUUUGAGAAGUGUUUUAGAAAUAGAAUGGACUUGUCAAUGUUGAAUGUGGAGACUGAGGGAGAGGGAGAAGCUAAACAAAAUUGUUUGCAUUAUUUAGUUAAUAAAGCUAUCUAUUUCAAUAGCUAUUUAGAACAUAAAGCUAUUAUAUGUUUUCAAGUAUGUACAUAUAUUACUGACGAGAAAGUAGUGUUUUGUAGUUUUCUUUGAAAAAUUAUGCCUGAUGUAAGUCUAAUGACUUAAGCUCCACUAAGUAGAGUUUACUGUUCAUUUGGCAAAAGCUAUACAGCCAAUGACUGAGUCAACUUAUUUAUUUCUGUGAGCCUAGCCUUGUAUUUCCUAUUGAGAUUCAGUGAUUAAACUGGUCAACUUUAUAGUCAACUUUUUCUUUUCUGUUAUAAGCAUAAAGCUACAUGAAAUUGUUGCUGUUAGUUUUCCAAGGCUACACAAAGAUGUUUCUACUCUGGACUUUUCACAAUAAAGCAACCAAUAGAACAUUUUUGCAAUUUUCUGUUUGUAGUAUAGUGGAAUAUCUGACUAAAGUCCUGCUGAUUUUAGGUUCAGUUUGACUUGGUCACUUUUUAAUAAGACAAAUUUAUGUCUACAUGACUUUUGUUAUCUGGUUAAAAAGUGUGCUUUGAAACAACGUUCUUUGAAUUUGAAGGCCUGUGUAAAAGUAUAUAAUUUUAUCACUAAUACAUGAAAAGAGAAUCACUUACAAUUUUUGCAGAAGAGGUCUGGAAACUCAUAUUUUUAGACUUUAUAUUCUUCUGCAUGGACUUUUUGGAAAUUAUAAACUUAUAACCUCUACUUCCCAAAUUAUUCUGGUAUUUGUUAAAUGGCUAUGUGGUUGGAUACAGUAUUGUUCAACAAAAGUAGCUUUCAGUUUAAUUUUAAUCAGAAUCAUCAAUGUAUUUUUAUUUUAGGAAAUAAAGGAAAACAAUAUUAUUUUUUCAAAUGUUACAGAAGACAUUUUUAAUCUUCAUUUUUAAAGGGACAUGAUGAUUUCCUUUUAGAAGAGAAAAAUCCCUUGGCUCCAAAAGAGAAAUCCUCUCUCUUCUCAGUUGCCUUUAAAAUCUUGAACCUGUCAGUGAAAUUGUAUAAUCUACUAAUAACAUGCCUAAGGCUUAUUGCCUUUUCUUGGGCAACAGAAUCACCAAUUGAUGUGCUCUAUCGAUUUUAAUCACACUGUUUUUAUAGUUCCAUUGCAAGGUUUCAAAAACUCACCAAAUAAAUCUGUGGAUACAGAUGCCUCCUUUCUCUGAAAACCUAAUCAUAUAUAUACUAUUCCUUCUCAAUCAGUUGUUAAGGUAUAAUAUAGUCAAAUAAUUUUUAUUUGAUAGACUUUGGUCUUGGCUAAAUUAAAAUGUUCUCUUUGCUAUUCAGCAUUUACAUAUUUAAAUUAUACAAUUCUUAUAAAUGUGGUAUCUGAGUGCCUUGUAGCAUUCAGAAUUUAGCAUGACAAGUUGCUCGUAGGCUAUUCCAUCAAGACAUUCCCACUACAGCUCAGCUGCAAACAUCUAGAGCAAGCUCCCGUAGGGUUGUAUUUUAAGCUAGCUGUGAGCUAAUUAUAUGGCAAUUUGUAUCUUAGAAUCCAUGUAGAACAAUAUUUGGAGCAUUAGGUUGAGAGAUUAUGACUGCUAAAAUAAUUUCCUGAUGCUGUCAUGCAUCGGGUUUUGACAGUUGCACAACAGUAAUAAAGCCUCCAUUUAUUAGGAGCUUAAAACAUAUCAGGACUUUACAUACAUGAUACCUUAUCCCUAAAACAAAUCUGCCAUUCAGAUAUAUACACACCAUCUAUACAUGUUGCAUAUGUGGGGGCUGAGACAACAUAGGUUACUAGGGAGGAAUUUGAGUGUUGGUCUGACAGUAAAGCUUGGGUUCUUUCUACUUUAGCAUGAGUACAAACAUUUCGUUUUAAGUUUGUGUACAUGAAAAAUAGAUGUAAAAUUGUCUCAGAAGACUUUUGAGAUUUUAAUGUUGAAUAACUGUUUAGAAACUUGGGGUCUUUAGACUCUCAAAUGGUAGAACAUUCAUGUUCUAUUUCUUAAAAUUGAUAUAGCUUUAUUGGCAAUAGUACUGAAUUUGGAGUAGGGGCAUUUGUGUGUAUAUAUGUAUAAAAUAAAGAACUUAAUAUUUCAUUGUGGAAGUUACAGUGAGAAGCAUCCUUUGGUAUUUUUUGUAAUUUUGGCACUCAUUAGAAAUAAGCCAUUUAUUCUGUCACGUUGAAACACUGACUAUAGUGAAUUUGUCACUAAAUUUUAAUAUGUUCGUUCGGCAGUAGAUUUUGAUUGAUUGUACUGGCUGGAGCCUAUUCUUGAUGCUCUUUAGCUUUACAGUUUAUAUUUUCAGCAGACAUUGAUGCCCUGUGCCCCCUCCAUUGCAGAGUUUCAAUUGCUUGCUGAAGAGUUAGUGUUGAAUUUGGUGGCCACUCUCUGUUCACUAAAACCUGUGUCUGAUUAGGGUCAGUUUUGGAAGUGCCCACCUAAGACUAUUCCAUUACAGUAGCCUUUUCUUUUUUGCAGCUCUUCAGUACAAGAGCCUCAUGUCCCACUCCACCCCAUCCAUCUUUUGUGCCUAUUCUUCAGUGAAAAUACUCUUAUUUAACCCGAAUCUUUUCUGAAAGUGCUUCUUCUCACUUCUCAUCCCAGGAGAGAGACUCGACUUUCUCUCUCCUAUUUUUCUUGCCUUCAAAUUGAAACCACCUCCUUCCAUUCAUCUGGAACCACAGGUUCUGGGCCCUUGCAUGUGCUGGUGUCUCUACUUGGAGAACCUUUCCUUGACGUGUUCACAGGUGAACUCUAACUCAUUCCUUGUGACUUAGUUUGAGUAUUACCUUCCCCAUGAAACUUUCCCUCAGCAAGUGAGUAAUAAUGAUUUUUAAAGCAAUAAUAUGUGUCAGACAAAGUACUAGAAACUUUACAAGUGUUAUAUAGUUAGUCCUCACAACAAUUACAUAAGAUAGUUGCUGCUGGCCGGGUGCGUUGGCUCACUUCUGUAAUCCCAGCACUUUGGGAGGCCGAGGCAGGCAGAUUAUGAGGUCAGGAGAUCGAAACCAUCCUGGCUAACAUGGUGAAAUCCCCAUCUCUACUAAAAAUACAAAAAAAUUAGCUGGGCGUGGUGGUGGGCGCCUGUAGUCCCAGCUACUCGGGAGGCUGAGGCAGGAGAAUGGCGUGAACCCGGGAGGUGGAGCUUGCAGUGAGCCGAGAUCACGCCACUGCACUCCAGCCUGGGUGACAGAUCGAGACUCUGUCUCAAAAAAAUAAAUAAAUAAAUAAAUAAAAAAUAAAAAUAAAAAAGAUAGUUACUGCUGUUAUCUUUGCUUUACAUACAGGGGAACUGAGCUAAUAAGGGAUAGGAGUAGAAUUCAAACCCUGGUAUCUCUCAUUCUAAAAAUUGUAUGUGUCCCACUGGAUCAUGUUACUUCCUGGGCCACUCCAUCUUUUGUAUCACUUUUAUACUUUGUUCAUAUUUAUUAUCAUUAUCGUAAUCAUUAUGAGUGAAACCUAUGCCUUCAUAAUCUCUUUAUCCAUAAUUCAGUCCUUAGUAUAUCACAGGUAUUAAAGUGUGUGCUGGAUAUAUACAUAAACUAUUAGAUGGCUGGAUUCUCAUUUGGCCUGUUCUCUUGGACCUCUGAUGCUCUUUGCUGGACUCCUAACUGCCCUCUAGAUGCUCUUACUGGUCAGACUUAUAGAAAACUUGCCAUUAAGUGCCUUUUCUUAUUGGGUAGUUCUGGUGCCACAUGCACUCUUCUCUUCUUUCCUGUUUUGCUGAAUUUAACAGCCAUGGCACAUUUAUUCCUCAGCUGUGACAUUCUAAAUGCUUUUGUUCUGGCUACGAGUCUGGGAUUUGUGUGCUGUGGAUAACUGGCUCAUCACUGGGAUCAAAGGAAACAGGCUCUCCCAGAAAACAAGCAUUCUUACUUGAAAUUACGUGGCUGGGGAGCCUGGAAAGUUAUCUUAUGUCUCACAUGAAUCUUUUUGGUCUUAGCUAUGAUUUACACGCUUUAUUAUGAAAGAAAAACAAACCAGUUAUUGUUAGUUACUCUGUCUGCAAAAAUAUUGAUAUUUUGUUGAAUAUGAAGAUAUUAAUAAUAAUGUUUAUUAUGACCAAUGCCUAUAGAUGUUGGGGAGUAGGUAAGGCCAGGAGAAGCCCUUGGGUUUGACAAUAUGGUCCAUCACCAAAAUAAAUACUUAUGUGUUUAUAUCCUUCUAGACUCCUGAAAACCAAAAAUGUUGUCUAGAACAUAAGAUGGGGGUGCAGUUAUAGCAUCUUGUCUGAUAGGAAGCCUUUCAGAAUCAGGUGGAAAUUUAGCCUGGCUGGAGUCAGGCUAGGUGUAGGGGUUUUGAAGUUUUGCUCUGAAAGGAAAGCUACAAGAUGGAGUGAGGACUGCAUUAUGGUGGAGGUGCAGUUUUUGGCCUUGGAGACUCCACAGAUACAUUCAGACUUCUUUUACAUGUCAGGUCAUUGUCUGCCUUAUGCUGGGUACUUGCCUUGUUUAUUGUAUUUGUAAGCUCCAAAACACUGUUUCCAUCAAUCAGUUAAUGACUUUCAGUCAAUAAUCCUUACUUAAUGGACGUCUUUUGCUGGACAUAAAUGGCAAUGUAAAUAGGACAUGGUUCCUGCCCUGGAGGGGCUCACAGUUCAGAGUAGUUUUUGUUGUUGUUUCUGUUUUAUUAAAUUAAUAUUAUUUCUGCUAAAACUUGAAGACAGGGAUUUUGGAAUCUGUUGUUGGUGUUUUGUUGUAGACUGUUUGGAGUUGUCAAGUUUGCAGAGGUCUGGCUAUAAGGGGAAAGUUGCCUGGACCCUUCGAUUGUGCUUUCAACCCUUGAAAGUGAUCUUGAGGAUCAGAGUGCCUUUCCUCAUGUGGAAUGAAACAUCCAAGUCAGAAUGUUACAUCACACAUUUCCUCAGCUAACUACCUAGUUUCCUGGAAAGUUGCUGGCUUUGGACAGCUCCUCUCUCUCGGUACUCUUGAGAAUGUUUGACGUAGAGGACAGGCACUCUGACUAUGGAAUUUUACAUUAAUAUAUUUAUUAGUGAAAAAGUUUUAAUUGGUGCUUGAUAGUCAAAGCUAGCAGACUUCCCAGAUUUACUCUCAAAUUCCUGAUCUUAUUGAUCUUUUGCUUAUUGGAUUAAGAUUCCUGAGUAUGAGGAGACUAUUUUCUUUUCAGCUUCCUGGAUGGAGCACAGCAGAGCCUUCCUGUUUGGAUCCUUAGAGUGGUUUUACUUCUUCAAGAAUCUAUUGAAUUUUUUGUCUGCCUUAGCUACAUGUGGGCCCCCUUGCUCGCUCUUAGACCUAUUCUCUGAUUUCAUGAAGGGGAAGGCGGGAUUAUUUCCUUUUUCUUACAAUAUUUUUUCUUCUAUUUUUUAUCUUUUUCUUUUCUAGGCAGGGCCACUACUUCUCAGCACAUCCGGCCUUCUGGCUCAUCUCCUCCCUGCAUCUCACUACGCCCCUCCCCACUCCAGGGUAAAUUCCAAUAAUGCUGCUCUGUUCCAGAUGGAGUUCAUGUUGACUGAGGUGAAUUUUAGGGCUGUAACUGGUUUGGUCUGAUCUGGAUCCCCAUUAUAAUAUUGAAAUCUCUACAGUGGAGGCCUGAAGUUAAAUCAUUUUGGAAAGUGAUACAGGAGAGGACUCUGCUAUGAAACUUCCUGAGUGAAAUGAUAAGUGGCAUGAAGAAAAACAAAGCAAGCUCUCACGUGUGAAUAUGUGUCUAGUGCAUCCUUAACCUGAGGACUUCACCAGUUCGAAAUUACAGUUUUCACCAUCAACUACCUUAUCCUUUUUGGCCUGGUUUUCUUCCUCAAACAGUGGAAACAUUUUUAAAGUUGCUUUUGUUGCAGAGUUAAACAAAUGGCUGAUAGUGGCUUAGAUAAAAAAUCCACAAAAUGCCCCGACUGUUCAUCUGCUUCUCAGAAAGAUGUACUUUGUGUAUGUUCCAGCAAAACAAGGGUUCCUCCAGUUUUGGUGGUGGAAAUGUCACAGACAUCAAGCAUUGGUAGUGCAGAAUCUUUAAUUUCACUGGAGAGAAAAAAAGAAAAAAAUAUCAACAGAGAUAUAACCUCCAGGAAAGAUUUGCCCUCAAGAACCUCAAAUGUAGAGAGAAAAGCAUCUCAGCAACAAUGGGGUCGGGGCAACUUUACAGAAGGAAAAGUUCCUCACAUAAGGAUUGAGAAUGGAGCUGCUAUUGAGGAAAUCUAUACCUUUGGAAGAAUAUUGGGAAAAGGGAGCUUUGGAAUAGUCAUUGAAGCGACAGACAAGGAAACAGAAACGAAGUGGGCAAUUAAAAAAGUGAACAAAGAAAAGGCUGGAAGCUCUGCUGUGAAGUUACUUGAACGAGAGGUGAACAUUCUGAAAAGUGUAAAACAUGAACACAUCAUACAUCUGGAACAAGUAUUUGAAACGCCAAAGAAAAUGUACCUUGUGAUGGAGCUUUGUGAGGAUGGAGAACUCAAAGAAAUUCUGGAUAGGAAAGGGCAUUUCUCAGAGAAUGAGACAAGGUGGAUCAUUCAAAGUCUCGCAUCAGCUAUAGCAUAUCUUCACAAUAAUGAUAUUGUACAUAGAGAUCUGAAACUGGAAAAUAUAAUGGUUAAAAGCAGUCUUAUUGAUGAUAACAAUGAAAUAAACUUAAACAUAAAGGUGACUGAUUUUGGCUUAGCGGUGAAGAAGCAAAGUAGGAGUGAAGCCAUGCUGCAGGCCACAUGUGGGACUCCUAUCUAUAUGGCCCCUGAAGUUAUCAGUGCCCACGACUAUAGCCAGCAGUGUGACAUUUGGAGCAUAGGCGUCGUAAUGUACAUGUUAUUACGUGGAGAACCACCCUUUUUGGCAAGCUCAGAAGAGAAGCUUUUUGAGUUAAUAAGAAAAGGAGAACUACAUUUUGAAAAUGCAGUCUGGAAUUCCAUAAGUGACUGUGCUAAAAGUGUUUUGAAACAACUUAUGAAAGUAGAUCCUGCUCACAGAAUCACAGCUAAGGAACUACUAGAUAACCAGUGGUUAACAGGCAAUAAACUUUCUUCGGUGAGACCAACCAAUGUAUUAGAGAUGAUGAAGGAAUGGAAAAAUAACCCAGAAAGUGUUGAGGAAAACACAACAGAAGAGAAGAAUAAGCCGUCCACUGAAGAAAAGUUGAAAAGUUACCAACCCUGGGGAAAUGUCCCUGAUGCCAAUUACACUUCAGAUGAAGAGGAGGAAAAACAGGACAAUGCUGGCCUACGCAGUCUCAGAGCAUGAAAGUUUGAGGCGUCUAUGUUAUGAGAGAGUGGACAUGAAGGUGCUUUGAAUAGAUCCAUCUUCACAGGGAGGACACUGGCUGUCAGGAGAGACCAGACUUGCCUCAAGAAGGGUUAAUGCCCAAAGCAGGACCUUUUGGAGGUCGUCAGCCUUCACUAGUACCAG
Homo sapiens (human) is the source of this 13148-nucleotide messenger RNA. It is a transcript of the gene STK33, whose product is annotated as serine/threonine kinase 33. The coding region runs from base 11607 to 12983 and encodes 458 amino acids. NCBI's taxonomy places the organism in Eukaryota, Metazoa, Chordata, Mammalia, Primates, Hominidae. Gene Ontology annotation, biological process: manchette assembly; spermatogenesis. The transcript is spliced from 15 exons. Gene Ontology annotation, molecular function: protein serine/threonine kinase activity; protein kinase activity; ATP binding. The record is from RefSeq and is a predicted model, not a curated record. Gene Ontology annotation, cellular component: cytoskeleton; manchette; cytoplasm.